UGAUGCCGCGCGGAGCGGGGCGCUUGUACAUUUCUGUGUGCGGCUACAACCGCAGUUCCCAAGAUUGAAGUCGAAUGAAACGGGAGAGGAGCUUGAAAUACGAUGAUGGAUCGUCCGAGCCGUUUCUCAUCGCUCGGACAGCUGUAACGUCGGCGGACACACGCGUGGAUUCAUCAAAGGGUCGGCGUUUAAGGCUUCACUUUGUUUGACAUUCAGCCAGCGACAGAAUGAUCGAGGAAGGCAGUAAACGAGGCAAGGCCAUGGUGGAGAAGAGGCAGCUCUUCAUGGAAAUGAGAGCUCAGAACUUCGAUGUAAUCAGACUGUCGACUUACAGGACUGCCUGCAAACUCCGGUUUGUGCAAAAGAGAUGCAACCUUCAUCUGGUGGAUGUCUGGAACAUGAUCGAAGCCUUUCGUGACAACGGGCUCAACACACUGGACCACAACGCUGAGAUCAAUGUGUCGCGGCUGGAGACUAUCCUGUCUUCCAUCUACUACCAGCUCAACAAGCGGUUGCCCACCACCCACCAGAUCAAUGUGGAGCAGUCCAUCGGCCUGCUGCUCAACUUCAUGGUGGCCACCUAUGACAGUGAAAGCCAUGGGAAGCUGACAGUUUUCUCAAUGAAAGCCAUGCUGGCAACAAUGUGUGGAGGGAAAAUUGUGGACAAACUACGCUAUAUUUUCUCACAGAUCUCUGACUCAAGUGGAGUCAUGAUGUUUGCAAAGUUCGAUCAGUUCCUCCGGGAGGUGCUGAAACUCCCCACAGCCGUGUUUGAGGGUCCUUCUUUUGGCUACACGGAGCAUUCAGUGCGGACGUGCUUCCCUCAGCAGAAGAAGAUCAUGCUGAACACGUUUUUGGAUGUGUUGAUGGCAGAUCCUCCCCCUCAAUGCCUCGUAUGGCUACCACUCAUGCACCGACUUGCUAAUGUUGAAAAUGUCUUCCAUCCGGUGGAAUGUUCCUAUUGCCGGAGCGAGAGCAUGAUGGGUUUCCGGUAUAGGUGCCAACAGUGCCAUGGCUACCAGCUCUGUCAGAGCUGCUUCUGGCGUGGCCAUGCCAAUGGUCCCCAUAGCAACCAGCACCAGAUGAAGGAGCAUUCAUCUUGGAAGUCUCCGGCCAAAAAGCUGAGCCAUGCAAUCAGUAAAUCUCUAGGCUGCGUCCCCAUCGGAGAGCCGCCACAUCCUGUGUUCCCCGAGCAGGCUGAGAGACCACAGGAACUCACCCAUACUGUUCAGCCGAAACCAGUGGCCAACAACAUGAACGACACAAUGCUCAUGUCCUCUGGGGCACCUACUCCUACCAAAAGUGUCUUGGAGAGUCCCAGUCGGCUAGAUGAAGAGCACCGCCUCAUCGCUCGCUACGCUGCCCGCCUGGCAGCUGAGGCAGGCAACUCCACACAACAAUGUCCUCCGUCAGAUCUGGGUUUCAACUUCGAUGCCAAUAAGCAACAGAGACAGCUGAUUGCAGAGCUGGAGAACAAAAACAGGGAGAUCCUCCAGGAGAUCCAGCGGCUGCGUUUGGAGCACGAGCAGGCCUCUCAGCCGACCCCAGAAAAAGCCCAGCAGAACCCCACACUUCUGACCGAACUGCGGCUCCUCAGACACAGGAAGGAUGAGCUGGAGAGGCGCAUGUCGGCCCUGCAGGAGAGCAGACGGGAGCUGAUGGUGCAGCUGGAGGGACUCAUGAGGCUGCUAAAGGAUGAGGAGCAGAAGCAGGCUUCCCAGUCUGGAGGCUCCCCUCAUUCUUCCCCCAGCCACGGUGCGGGCUGCUCCAUGCCCAUGCCCAUACGCUCCACCUCGGCUGGGUCCACCCCAACACACACACCACAGGACUGCCUGGCAGGGGUGGGAGGGGACGUGCUUGAAGCCUUUGCUCAGGGUGUACCUAGAAAUCUUCGGAAUGAUCUAUUAGUUGCUGCUGACUCAAUUACAAACACCAUGUCAUCACUGGUGAAAGAGCUGCACUCAGUGGAUGACGGGGGAGACGAGGAGGAGAUCAACAUGAGGAACGGUGGGGACAGAGCUGAAGCAGAAUGAACAACAAAAAGCACAGUUAGAGUACCGAAGCACUGAGGAAAAGACAACACCAUUCCACCCUGUAAGGACAAACAGUCAUCAAAUGGGAAGAAUCUGUAACAACAACAACAACAACAACAACAACCCCUGGCAUUAGCACGUAGAGUAAUGCAUGCUGUAAUCUAACAGGAUUUCACUAUGUGAAAAAAACAAUUUCUUCACACCUUGCAGGUAGCAAGAUGUGUCUAAUUAGCGAGUGUGUAUGUUGUUCUGUAAACAAAAACUGCUGUAAUUACCCAAUGAUUUCCCUCAUGACUGCUAAGGAAUGGCUUGCUGUGCUUUCUCCCCCAACUGUUCCAUCGCAGCAGAUCAUUCUGUAUAUAAAAUACUGUAAAACACAUGACCACGGGAACGCCCCCCGACAUGAAGGUGACCUCCUGUCACACAACACGUUCCCUGUCAUUGCUUUUGUAUAAUUAGCGCUAGUAUUAUUAUUUUGUCUUCUUUUUUUUUUUUUUUAAAUCAUUUUUGCAUGAAGUUGCACUCAUGUCUGGAUUUAGGUACUGUACCAUGCUAUGCCAGCUCUUUGUGGGUUUAUGAUGACAGCUGGGGUGUCAGAAGUGUCCUGCCUCAGAAUUCACGUUGAGUGUGUUUACUCGCGCAACCAUAUUCUGAAAAAAUUCUUGGAGUUUUGCCGUCACCGUGGGGGUGCCAGGCAACCAGCGGAGACUCCAGGAAAUCUCUGUGCCAGCAUAUAAUUCCCCCCUAAAAAACCCCAACUUGUCUUGGUUAAACAAACAAGAUAUAAUGCAUCAGAGUGAGCUUUAGAGGUGCUGCUAGGUGUCUUUUAACCUUUGGACGGAGCCAGCUGUUUACCCCUGUUUCCAGGCUUUAAGCAACCUAAACUAAUCUGGUCAUCCAAAGCCUUUGGCUUUUUUUAAUUCAUUUUAUUUCUAAUGCAUUGUGUUCAAUAUUAUACAUACAUGUUACCUUGGAUGUAUUAUACCAGAGUUUGCUCCAAGAUCAUUUUCAUCUGCAAAUUUUAGCGUUUAAGUGUAAAAACAAGAAGUUGUAGUUUUUAAGGAUGUUGGGGGCUGAACUAUUUCUUGGCCAACCACAGUGACUUCCUGCAGUCAUAUUUUGAGAGGAGGUUGCCAACCAAAAUAACCCCCGCAAAACCACAACUUCUUAUUUUUAUACAAAUUAAACAAAGCCAUAGCCAGGCUCACUGUUUCCCCCGUUUCCAGUCUUCAUGCUGGCUGUAGCUUCAUAUUUCCUCACAGACACGUGAGGGGUAGUGAUAUUCUCCAAAAGAAAAAACAUCAUCAGAUUUAAUAAAGAAACUGUUAGUUGCAGCUCUUCCCAGAAGACCACUUCUUUGAAUGUGUGCAGGCAUAUCUGUUAUUGCAAUAUGAAGACACACAUAAAAAAAACAUGUCCCGGUUCAGACCUUAACCAGAAAUAAUAACUGGUAUCCAGAAUAUUGCGUGCGUGUAAACACACUCCUUGAGUCACAUACUGUACUGCUGCUACUGUGCUCUCAGUGAGCCACCCUUGCAAAUAAGAGGGCUGCGCAAUUAAGAGAAACCAAGGGGCUACUCCAAACACAAUAAUGAGCCGAGUCUCGUUGUUUCCUCCCCGUGAAAACUUAACUGAACACACCUGAAUAGCUGGUAGUAUUUAUUGUUUUAAGUGUAGGGAAGCACCUCAGGAUGUUUAAAUAGUAAUGAACUAGGCACUGAGUUUUAGUUGUGAGUUACAAAAUGAACACUUAUACAGUGCGUGGGGAUGUAAGGUCGUAGUAAGCAAGUAGGACAUGCUUUGAUAGCUUUAUUUAGUUAAUAAAGGAUUAUUGAAAAUGUUUAUGUCCAAUGAAGGUAGGUGCUCAGGGACUGCAGAGCUAUACUAGGUGAAAUGUGGUGGUGACGUCCUUUAAAUGCUAGACGUCAUUGGCCACAGAGGUUGAGGAUGAUUAAUAAUGGAGGGUUUCAUUCCAAAUACACAUCCACUGUUCACAAAUUCGUUGUUCAACUUCCUUGUAAUCCCUGUCGUAAGAUUGAGUUUCUCUUCCUAAAGACGUUCGUUUUAUUCUCCCUUCACGAGUCAAUUUGGUUCAAUUUUGGAAUGAAACUCUUUAAAUAUAUAGAGGUGAAAACAACCGGAAGUGAUUAAACGCAGGAUAAAGAAUGUGGAUCCUUAGAAGGUGUUUUUUCUGAAGUGCUAUUUUGGUGAAGCAUGUUGUUGGAUAUAGUUUGUGUGUGAAUUUGUGUCUUUCACGGAAAAAGCAAAGCUGUUGCAGAGGUAGCUGUCAACCAGAGAGGAUGUUUGUUUUGAGACAGACAGAAAUCAGGUCUAAGUUACCUUCACAUUUUUGUCUUCUGGUUCAAUGUUUUUUGUCUUUCAGGGUAGCUGUUCAUCUCAAAUAAAAAUGAGCAAUGUUUGCUUUUUAGUAAAUGCAAAUGUGAAAAAAGAUCUGGGAGCAGUUUUUUUGAGUAAUAUGUUCCAGUUCUCAAAGCAAGUUGUGGGUAAAAUCUGACUGAAUUGAGCUGAAAAGCCUGAACGCUUUGUUUUGAGAUUUGUACAGUAAGCCUAUCCUAUAAGCUAAGUAUAAGGUUUCAGCAACCUGUUACACUGUGUCAAGAAAAAGAACAAAAAGAGGCUCCUCUGUUAUCGACGUUCUAAAUGUGAUGUUUUCAUUCAGUUCUCUGCUCUGCUCUAUGUUAUCAUUAUUGUUAUUAUUCUGGUUUACAGUAUUAGUGGAGUAUAGUCAAUGUAAUGAGUUUGUCAAAUGCAGAUUCAUGUGCACACUCACACUUGCACCCGAAUAUAAAUUACCAUGAAGAGGUUUUUAGAAUUAAAGUAAUGUAAUUUAAAUAACAACUGCUGUUUAUUCAGCGUAAAAUGUCCAGAAAUGAUUAAAAAUGCAGAGGUAAGAAUUUAAACUGUCUUCCCCUUCAUUCUGGCCAUUUGACUUCAAAGGUUAGCUUUGUUUUUGUUCUUUCAGUUUGUGCCUGUAGCUGUUCCGUAAAAGUGCUGUAUAAAGUAUCCAUUCAGCAAAUAAGACCAUCUAUCAGCCUUUCUGUCUGUGACUUUGUAGAGAUUUUAUUUAUUUAUUAAAUGUGUUCUGGGGAAAACUGAUGCUCAGCCUUUACAUUUGUGCCAAACUGUUUGCAGACAUCGUGUUGUAUUCAAAUUACAGGUAUAUAUCAAAGUAUAUCUGCAUUAGUAUGUUGUUGUUGCCCAUAGUCUAUUCACAGAAUGCCUGGAGAUGUUCACAUGUUAAUGUUUUCCACUGCUGGAAAAACUCACAUUUAAUAGAAAAUAAAGCCAGAAAACACAUUCCAAAACUACUGAUAGAGAGUCACUGAUGUCAUUUUAGCCAAUGUGAAGGCAAUACUGUAUACCCUGUCAGACCAAACUCGGGGUAAUACGAAUAAAACACAGCCGGUCAUACAGAGGUGCAUACAUUGUGAUCCUUUUAUUGUUUGCAGAGAGACAACAUGCAAAGAGGACGGCGUCGGCGACAACGCUCCCCUGAUGUUAUUUAUCUAUGUAUGUGUUCUGUAUGGUUAUGCUUCUGGUACACAUUUGUUUCUCAUGUUGAUUUUACAAAACAUAGUUUUAUGUCACAAAGCCACUGUCUUUUGUAAAUAAAUCAAAUGUGAGAUAUAUUAAAAAGAUUUAAAAUAUG
This is a messenger RNA of Dicentrarchus labrax (European seabass), 5703 nucleotides long. It is a transcript of the gene dtnbb, whose product is annotated as dystrobrevin, beta b. The record is from RefSeq and is a predicted model, not a curated record. The transcript is spliced from 21 exons. Gene Ontology annotation, cellular component: synapse; plasma membrane. Gene Ontology annotation, biological process: synaptic signaling. The coding region runs from base 228 to 2033 and encodes 601 amino acids. NCBI's taxonomy places the organism in Eukaryota, Metazoa, Chordata, Actinopteri, Moronidae. Gene Ontology annotation, molecular function: zinc ion binding.